Molecule: messenger RNA, 1398 nt
Organism: Lingula anatina
Lineage: Eukaryota; Metazoa; Brachiopoda; Lingulata; Lingulida; Lingulidae
Product: RYamide receptor
Biological process (GO): G protein-coupled receptor signaling pathway
Cellular component (GO): plasma membrane
Molecular function (GO): G protein-coupled receptor activity
Source: RefSeq, a predicted model, not a curated record
AUCAUGGAAGCAGAAUGGAAACUUCAAGACGACGCAAUGUUUGGAAACAGGUCGAGUGCGCUUUACAAUGGGACCAGCAGCUCAUUCAACAUGGAAGAGUUUUUAAAAGCUAUUCCAGGGAAUCCUUUGGAUUAUGGAUCUCAGGUGGCCCUUAUUACUAUCUACACCACAUCAGUUCUAUUGGCCGUGGUAGGAAAUGUCAUCACCAUCGUUGUAUUGACAUGCGGGAACCGAUCCAGGGGAGAACUUAAAACUUUCUUGGUGAACCUUGCCGUUUCUGAUCUGGGAAUGGCCCUUGUCUGUAUGCCUUUCACAUUCUCCCCCGUUAUGCUGGACAAAUGGAUAUUUGGAGGAUUCAUGUGCACAUUCGUCAACUUUAACAUUUACCUAAUGGUGGCAGUUAGUAUCUAUACCAAUCUCGCAAUCGGCGUUGAUAGGUAUUGGGCAGUUAUGUACCCUCUCAGACAGCGCUUGACCAAGACCAAAGCAAAAAUCAUUGUCGCCAUUAUAUGGGUUCUCGCGGCUGGCCUAUCUUCAAUGCAAAUAGCCCUUUUCAGGACCUACACAAACGGCAGAAGAGAAGUGUGUCGGGAAACUUUUCCAGAACCCCAAGCUGAUUUCAGAUUAGCGUACACGGUGUUCAUAUUCACCACUACUUAUGUGGUGCCCCUGGUGGUCCUGGCCUGCAGUUACUACCGCGUGGGGAGGACCCUGUGGGAGAGAACCACCCCCGGGAACGCCGAUGAAUUCAGGGACAAGAUGCAAAUGAGAUCAAAGAGAAAGGUUAUUAAAAUGUUGGUCACAGUGGUCGCAGUGUUUGCCGUGUGUUGGCUACCACUACAUUUAUUCUACUUGGUGUCAGAUAUAAAACCGGAUAUCUUCGAAAGCUUUACAGCAUCACACGGACAGAUAUACUAUGGCGUGUUCUUUGCCUGUCAUUGGUUGGCCAUGGCGAACAGUUUCGCUAAUCCUUUCAUUUAUGGUUUUCUAAAUGAUACAUUCCGGGCCAACCUGCUUUAUUUGUGCCUGAGAUGUAAGGACCGUCUUUUCGGAAACUCCUCUUACAGUCACUACAACCGACCCAAGCGAACGUUUACGGCGAGGCCUGCGAGCUUCCGGUCCAGUCAAAGAUCAUUGUCUAGCACAACGCGACUAAGUUCCGUUCACAUUCAUAGCCGUGCAACGUGUUCCGUUAAAGCUGCCCCCAGGACAGUAAUCAAUGGGAAACACUCGACAACGCCAAGGAUAACUCCUUCACCAGAGAAGGAGAACACGGUUACAGGGCACUGUUCAAACGAAAAAGUUUCGCCUGAGAUAAAUCCUAAAGCUUUCGUCAGCAUUCUGAGAGGCAAUGGACAUUGCAAAGGUUCGAAGCAUAGGCCUAAUGAUUGGAUAUAA